CAAUUUGAUCAUGUUACCGUCAUUGAUGCGUUUAAGCGCGUUGGUGGCAGCUUCAGUGCUACUUGCAGUCGAUGCCAAGGUGGAGGUCGACCCCAGUAAACAUGAUGUUGUCAAGCUGACCCCCCAAUCGUUCGGCUCCGUUAUCGAGCGCCAUAGAGACUGGCAGAUCAGUGCCGUCUUCUUCUAUGACGACAAUACCCCUGUCAAAGACUUCAACAAGAUUAACGAAGUUGCCCAACAGACCAAGCGUAUGGUAAAAAUCGGAGCCGUAGAUUGCGACGAAAACCAUGCCUUGUGCGAGCAAAAUAACAUCAAGGAUUGUCCCAAGUUGGUCAUUUAUCCCCGGAAUCCUAUCCCACAGUUCAUAUAUGAAGGCAAAAUGGAAGUCCACGAUGUGAAGAAGGCCGUGUUGAGGUACUUGCCAACAGAACUCAUCAAAAAGCUGGACCCUGCUAAUGUUGACGUUUUCCUUACCACUGAUGCGGCCAUGCCCAAGGUCUUGCUUUUCACCGAGAAAGACUCUCCGCCACCGAUGUUCAAGGCGCUCAGCAAUGAAUUCCGCAAGGAGAUGCAGUUUGGUUUGGUGAACGUGAAAAAACAGGCAGAUCUUGCUAAGCGGUUUGGUGUGAAAAAAGCACCCAAGAUUUUACUACAACAGGCUGCUGGCAAGAAACCCGAAGCGUAUAAGGGGGAAGUGUCGUAUGUUCCUAUUGCUGAUUGGGUCAACCUACACAGAGAGACAUUCUCCAGGGGAGGUGGAUUUGAGGAGACUGCGAGGACUGGCUCGGGCAGUGAGACUGAGGCGCCUUCUAGACCGUGGCUUGCCCAGGAGAUACCGGAAAUCACUAAGAGGAGCGCCAAACAUGUUUGUUUUGACGGUGGAGAGGGUCACUGUGUUAUCUAUUUGAAGGACGGUGGGCCUUUGUCCAAGGAGGAAGAGGGUGGACUUGUUGAGCUCAGGGAACGAUUCACUUCACAACUACAUAACCGAGGCGCUAAGCUGCGUUGGGUGUGGCUGGACGUGUCCAAGGAGGCAGCUUGGGCUGAGAUGUUUGGCAUUAGCCAGUUCCCCAAUGUUGUCGUUUUCAACCCUCAUAAGCGUCUCCGCUUCUGCAAGUUUGACGAGGAUGACGAGGAGCAUAAGGGAGAUAAGGAAGGCAUUGAAUACCUAGUGGAUAAGGUGCUGGGAGGUGACGGCCGAUUCAAGAUUGUUAAGGGACAGAAACUCCCGGAACUUUCGGAAAGGGAGGAGGAUACGAAGAAGCCUCAAAAUGGGAAGGAUGAGUUGUAAAUGCCGUGUACGGCUAAUCCAGUUUUACUCGUGGCU
Messenger RNA from Perkinsus marinus ATCC 50983, 1327 nucleotides. RefSeq names its product heat shock protein DnaJ, putative. The transcript is spliced from 11 exons. Bases 11 to 1291 code for a protein of 426 amino acids. The record is from RefSeq and is a predicted model, not a curated record. NCBI's taxonomy places the organism in Eukaryota, Perkinsozoa, Perkinsida, Perkinsidae.